AUGGACCCCCGGAGGCCAACCUCUCAGCCUUUCCAGCAGUCUGAGAAACCUGGCCGUGUCCAUCGUCGGAAGACCAGGCGAGAGCGGAAUAAGGCCCUUGUGGGCAGCCAUCGGCCAUUGGCCCGUCAGGAUCCUCCUCAGUCCAGCCGGGAUCCACCUGUGGCCCUCCAGGAUCCUGUGGUCCCCAAACUUGUAGUCAUAACCCAGGGCCGGCUGAGUCGGGAGCAUCGGGGUCUCUUCAACCAUGAGGUGAAAUCCCUGGACGUGGCCAGGCUGCUUAAUGGUGGCACCCUGGAACCAGGCACCCCCUUGCUCCCCAAUAAGCCUUCCUCCGGCUCAGGCAGGAUCCAAGAACCAGCCUCACAGCCAAGGGACAAGGAGAACCAGGUGCCUGGAUGCUUGGGCCCAGGCCCACCUAAUUCCCCAGAACUCCCUGACUUGGGACAGCUACUGGGGGAACUUCAGUGUCAGCUGAUUCUGCCACAGGCCUUCCCCAGGAGGAACCUGGUACAGGAGGCCAGGGAUGCCAUCGUGGGAACCUUACAGGCCUGCCAUGGCUCUGUGCCUGACCUUGCCCUAGUACUGCGAGGUUGCCAGGCACCCUUGCCAGGGACCAAGCCUGGGGACCCUGAGAGAGGAAGGAUGACACCCUCCUGGAUCAAUGGCCCUGAGCAGGCCUCAAGAGAGGGGAGGCAGAGGACCCGACAUGGGAAAAAGGAGCUUGCCUUUGCCAUGUCUCAUACUUCCAGCACCCCCACUGCGCACAGGGUGAGCCUGCCGCUGCCUAGAGGUCCCUGGCCACCCUCCUUGCCCUUGUUGUCUUCGCCAUCUGGGGCAGCUUUGGGUCCCCCCACAGCCUUUGACCUGCUGAAAAGCAUCUGGCUUAUUGCCACACCACCCCCUCCCCGGCCCUGGGAUGUUGGCCCAACUCAGCCCCUACCUCAGCCAUCACCCUUGUUUCCCCAAACAUCUGCACUGGACUGGAGCCCCAGCCCCCCUGCCCCACUGCCCAGCCUCUCCUGGAUGGUGGCUCAGAGCAGUCCAGAAGCUUGGUCCUUUCCCCCCAUGAGACUGUACUGA
This is a messenger RNA of Castor canadensis (American beaver), 1080 nucleotides long. It is a transcript of the gene Prr19, whose product is annotated as proline rich 19. The record is from RefSeq and is a predicted model, not a curated record. Lineage: Eukaryota; Metazoa; Chordata; Mammalia; Rodentia; Castoridae.